This is a messenger RNA of Cyprinus carpio (common carp), 2238 nucleotides long. Its product is annotated as cannabinoid receptor 2. Gene Ontology annotation, cellular component: membrane. NCBI's taxonomy places the organism in Eukaryota, Metazoa, Chordata, Actinopteri, Cypriniformes, Cyprinidae. Gene Ontology annotation, biological process: cannabinoid signaling pathway. The record is from RefSeq and is a predicted model, not a curated record. Gene Ontology annotation, molecular function: cannabinoid receptor activity.
AAUUCUCUCUUUCUCUCACGGGGGGUGGAGGGGGGGGGGGGGUAUGUAUGCUCUCCUGUUUAAAUCAGAUGCUUGAGAUUUGUGCAAGACAGUAUCUGCCAACAGCACACAAUAUUACCAACAGCAAAAAACGAAGACCAUUACUGUCCUGGGGAAAAUGGAAACAGAAUUGGAACAAGAUCAAGAAGCUACCACUGCGCUUUAUUUAAAUACACCAAACAUUACAACCACAGAUGCAAACUUGUGCAAUAGCCCACAGUGUUACAUGGUCCUGACUCCACCAGAGAAGAAAGCUAUUGGCACAAUCUGCUUGCUAGCCGGCCCCGUGACGUUCCUGGAGAACAUUUUGGUCCUGUUGGUCAUUGCAAGAUCCACCACUCUGCGCAGACGGCCAUCGUACCUGUUCAUCAGCAGCUUGGCAUUGGCCGACACCUUUGCCAGCUGUUUCUUCACCGUCAGUUUUCUAGAUUUCCAUCUUUAUAGUCACAGCGACGGCCCUAAUAUCUAUCUGUUCAAGCUGGGCGGCGUCACAAUGGCAUUCACAGGCUCUGUGGGAAGCCUGUUGCUGACAGCGCUGGACCGUUAUCUCUGCAUCUACCAGGCUUCCAAUUACAAGGUGCUUCUGACACACACUAAAGCCAAGCUUGCUGUUGUAAUAUUAUGGUGUGUAACGAUUAUAAUUUCAUUUCUUCCUCUGAUGGGUUGGAGGUGCACCACUAAGUUUGAUCCUCCUUGCUCCCAUCUCUUCCCUUAUGUGGAUCAUCACUACCUGGCUUUCUGGACGGGCCUACAGCUUGUGGUGCUCUUUCUUAUCAUAGUGGCUUAUGUUCUCAUCCUGUGGAAAGCAAAUCGCCAUGAAACAGCUAUGGGUGGAUCAAAGUUGGGGAGGCAGUAUGUGAAAGGACAGGCUCGAAUGCGAAUAGACAUUCAGCUUGCACGUACCUUCAGUCUGAUCCUCCUAAUCCUUGCUGUUUGUUGGCUGCCUGUCCUGUCCUUUAUGAUGGUGGAUGUCACAGUGACCCUUACGAAUAAACAACAGCGAAUGUUCGCUUUCUGUAGCACGCUCUGUCUGGUUAACUCGUGCGUAAACCCGCUUCUAUACGCUCUACGCUGCAAAGAGCUGAGAGAAGAAGGGUAUGCAUUGUUAGCAUGUUGCAAAGCAUGCAGGGAACGUACUAUUACCAAAAAGAGCAAAGAUCAGGCUGUUAGUGAUAGUAACCCAGAUACUAUUUCUGAAAGCAUAGACAAGCAGUAAAACAGCAUAUAAGUAUUAUUUAAAGUCCUAUUCAUAUUAAUGAUUUGCCAGCUUUUAAUCCAUUUGAAAUAUAUCACAAAAUUUAGUUCUUCGGGAUUAUAGUUUAGGUUAGCAUUCAUUGCAUGAAUACUAUAGAUUGCAGAAAAUGAUGUUUUGUGAUAAGAAUACAGGAUAUCAAAUAAACAGCAGUAAAAAUGUGGGAAAUAUGAAAAUAUCAAAUGAAGAAGGUUUGCUUACUAACAAAAACUUAAGAACUUUAACACAUUGAAUUUUACUGCUUGAAUUUUAUUCAAUAUAAAUUGUACUUUUUAUAUAUUUAGAAGGAGAAUGAGAAGACUUCAUUUUACACUUUAAGAAAGACAUUAGCUAUUAUUUUGUAAACAGGAUGCGUCAAAAAUGAUUUGAAAGUGUAUUUUAAAAGUAUCUUAAAUAUUUAGUUUUUAAGGAACAUACAAUUGGUCUUUUGUGAAUAGGUGGCUAUGUGAUUGCUGUCCAUGUAAAAUGCUGCUUCUCUAAGCACCUUUCUACAGUGAAAUAAAAGCUAUAAACACACUCAGAACAACUGACUCAACUGCUACAUUUUGACCCAAGCGUAAAAGACGCCAAAACAUAUAUAGAUUACACUGUGAAAAUUGAUGACUGCUACAGUAGCAAAAAUUUUGCAUCACAUUUUCAAUAGAUUGUUCAUUAUGCUGCACCUUUACUAUAUUAUGAGGAGUAACUGUUAUGAUACACUAAGUAUAUUCUUAUAUGUUGGAAAAAGCACUAUGAAUGCAAAAUGCUGUGUAAUUGUUGUUAUAUUAACUUAUCUUGUAUUAACUUCAAUUUGAACAGAAGUUUUGCUGCAUUAUUAUAUGUUAAACUAAGUACUAUAUAAAAUGCUGUAUGUCAUAACUAUAAAAAUGUACUGCUACAUUGUUUAAGAAAUGCAUACUUACACUUUAAUCUAAUUUAUUGUCAUCAAUAAAAACACAUUUUCUGGA